Messenger RNA from Oncorhynchus mykiss (rainbow trout), 6997 nucleotides. Lineage: Eukaryota; Metazoa; Chordata; Actinopteri; Salmoniformes; Salmonidae. The record is from RefSeq and is a predicted model, not a curated record.
GACUGCGUGUACGCCUGGCCACACCAAGCAGAUGCUCUGCGGUAAUGAGGUGGCUGAGAGGCUUAUCUGGAUCAACCGGGCUGCUGAAGGCUAGAGCUCCACAGCAGAGUUCAGACCGAGCGGCCCUGUAGCACGCCACUCAACCUGCCACCACAGCACCACCCGACACUGUAUUAAUGUAGGUUCAUAUCCUUCUGUUACUCUACUCCUUCCGUGGAUUCACGUGUGUCUGAGUCCUGGUCGGUUGAGGGGAGACGUAGGCAGAGUAACUGGGGGAGUGGAGAUGAGUGAAGCUGUGUCUAUUUUGUACAAUGAUACCCGUUCAUAUUCCUGUGCCUUCGUUUGAAUGUGUCCGUUGUGUGUAAAUGUGUGUGCACUUGCAUGGGCAGAACAAUGUGUUGGCUUAGACAAGAACGGGAGAAUAAUGUACCGUUUACAAUGGCUCUAUUGACACUUAAAUGUGUAGCACACGGUUCUCUGUGUGUGUGUCCCAGAAUAUUGAGUAGGAGGAAGCAGCAACACUCGUGUCAGAUAGCCCAGCAGUGCUGUAUGCGGUAGGUCAGCCAGGCAGCGCUGUGUGGAAUCAGCCCACAAUCUGCUACAGGAAUAGAGUGACCACUAAGACAGAGGAAAGCGGAGAGAAGGAGGAGUCUUAAAAGUUGGGAGGGAGUUGGCAGUGUGUCAGGAUGGGAGCCACUGUGCCUCAGCAGCGGCAGAGCUGACGCACUAAAAUCCAGACUGAGGGCAAGAGGGGGAUAAAGGGAGGGCACAGAGGGAAAAAGAGUGUGGCCAGAUGGAGGGUGCAGUGUUUGUUUUGAAGUGGCAGACUGGUGUUCAUUAAGGGUUAGUGGCUGUAGCUGAGAACAAGAUAGUCCCUCACUGGACUGAAUAUUAGUGAGUGUGUGUGUGAGGGAAAAGUGCAUCGUUGAAUCAGGACUGUCUUGGCCACAGCAGCCGGAAAACCUACCAUUGAUUUUCUGUGUGGACUGCACACUUCCUCCUCUGCUGUACUGGGUUCUUCUGUGCAUGCGGCUCAAGGUGACUCAGGAUCCGAUCCAGCCCCUGGGAGCCUCCUGACUGGGUCCCUGGAUCUACAGGGAAAAGUGGGUUGAAGCUUCCUCUCUACCCCCCUGGAAGUGGAGUCAGACUGGGGAUAGGACCGUAGGAUAAUAAGGAUGUGAGGCCUUGACACCAGCCAUUACCCACUACCAGGCCUGCUUGUGUUCUGUCCAGCCCUGUGGAGGUGGAUAAGGGGGAAGGGAAUGGGCCCAGCUUCACUGCAGGAGGAGACCGAGCAGGAGCCAGGGGGAGAAAUGGAGUGCUACCACAGCCUUCUGCAGGCUGGCUCUCAGCUAGAGAACACACUGCAGCAGGUGUCAGUCCCUAUGAGUAUGAAGGAGGUGGACGGCUACAUUGAAAAGCAGGUGGCCUACCUGUCAGGUGGGCGUGGUGAGGACUCCAGCGUGAUUAUCACCCUCCCAGAAUACUCUGCUUUCAGCGACAUUCCAGAGGAGUCUUUAGCUAAAGUCUUAACAUACCUCACCCUCAUACCUCGAGCACGACAACCAGGUGUAAAAUUCAUCAUAAUUUUAGACAGACGACUGGAUACUUGGACCUCAAUCAAAACAGCACUUGCCAGAAUUGCGGCCUCCUUCCCUGGGAACCUCCACCUGGUGCUGGUGCUGAGACCCACCAGCUUCUUCCAGCGCACCGUCACAGACCUGGGCUUCCGUUUCAGCCAGGAGGACUUCAUGCUCAAGAUGCCAGUGGUGAUGCUGAGCUCUGUGACAGACCUACUGAGAUACAUUGAUGAAAAUCAAUUGACCUCAGAGUUUGGUGGAACCCUGGAUUACUGCCACAGUGACUGGAUCGUCCUGAGAACAGCCAUAGAGAGCUUUGCGGUGACAGUUAAGGACAUAGCUCAGAUGCUGCAGGCGUUUGGCACAAAGCUGGCAGAGACAGAGCUGCCAGAUGAGGGCACCGCCAUCGUACACCUCCUCUCAACCCACACUGACAAGUACAGGAAACUCAAGGAGGCGAUAUGGUCUGUAUCAAAGGAGGGUCGUCACCUGCUGGCUAGCCUGGAGGCCUCUGGGAGAGAGGAGGAUUCACUAUGGGAUAUCAGGCUGGACUGGGAGACUGUGCAGAGGCUACUAGCCCAGCUGAGGGACAUGGAGUCAGCCUUUGACGGCUUCUUUGAGAAGCAUCAUCUGAAGCUCCAACAGUACCUCCAGCUGCUCAGAUACGAACACAGCUUCCAGGAGAUGGAGUUGUCUCUGGAGCGUCUGGCGACCCGGGAGAGGGAGGUGUCGUUGUCAGGGGAGACGCUGACUCAGACAGAACAGACACUCAGGGACCUGGACAGCCUGGAGGCUCACGCACAGGAGGAGAUGGCCCGUGCCCAGACCAUCAUCCUCCAUGGUCACCAGCUGGCAGCCUGUCACCACUACGCCAUGGCCCUGAUCGUGCAGCGCUGCAACGAGCUACGUCACCGCUGUGACACGCUCAGUAAGGCUCUGAGGGCCAAACACUCACACCUCUCCCAGGCCUACCAGCUGAUGCUACGCUUGGAUCAGGCCCAGAGUUGGUGUGACGACGGGGCCUACUUGUUGGCCCAGCAGCUGGUGGAAAAGUUCCAGUCUAAGGAGGGGGCCCAGGCUGCUCUGAAGGACAUAGACAGAUUCCUGGAGGGGGCUCCGUCUCUCCUCAGCUCAGGACAUGACCUCCUGGCCGUGGAGUUUGAGUCUGUCCUCACCCCAGAGAUACAGGUCCAGAUAGGGAAGACAUUUGAGAAGCACACAGCGGUGCAGGAGAUGAUCCACAACAGACAGGUCUGUCUGAGGAAGCUGGCUGAGAAACACGUCCGUCCCAUUCAACUGGUGGCCCCCCGGCCGGAGAACCCACCCCGUUCCAAGUCCCCACUAUUCUCCCCCAAACAUGGGGUCGACGGUUUGAAGUUCUCCUUCGAUCUAUCACUUCCUGGGAAGAGGACGUCACGGAAAAGCCCCGGCUCCAGAAAGAUUGAGGUGAUGCAUGACUACCAGGAGAAUAGGAGCUCCCUGCUCUCCAGCCUGGAGGGGGAGGACAGCCCAGACCUUCUCAAACGUCACGUGAUGAGGGAGCUAAUCGAGACAGAGAGAGUCUAUGUGGAGGAGCUGCUGUCAGUGCUGCUGGGAUACAGGGGAGAGAUGGAGAAUCCAGGCCUUUCAGGGCUCCUGCCCCCCAUCCUGCAAAGUAAGAAAGACAUCCUGUUUGGAAACAUGCCUGAGAUCUACAACUUCCACAGCAGGGUGUUCCUGCAGGACCUGGAGGGCUGCCUGGAGACCCCAGAGGGAGUAGGGGCCUGCUUUCUGGAGCGGAAGGAGAAUUUCCAGGUGUAUGAGUGUUACUGUCAGAAUAAGUCUCGCUCAGAGUCCUUGUGGAGGCAAUUCUCCGACUGUGCCUUUUUCCAGGAGUGUCAGAAGAAGCUGGAGCACAAACUGGGCCUGGAUUCUUACCUGCUGAAACCAGUACAACGCCUUACCAAGUACCAGCUACUACUGAAGGAGCUACUGAAGUACAGUCCAGGAGGCUGUGAGGGGACCUCGGAGCUACAGGGGGCGCUAGCAGCCAUGCUGGACCUCCUCAAGUCAGUCAAUGACUCCAUGCAUCAGAUCGCCAUCACGGGCUACCAGGGAGAGUUGUCUGACCUUGGCCGGGUGCUGAUGCAGGGCUCCUUCAGUGUGUGGAUCAGCCAUAAGAAAGGCCCCACCCGUAUGAAGGAGCUGGCCCGCUUCAAGCCCAUGCAGAGACACCUGUUCCUGUACGAGAGAGCCCUGCUCUUCUGCAAGCGCAGGGAGGAGCAUGGAGAGGGUGCAGACAAGACCCCCUCCUACAGCUUCAAGCACUGUCUCAAGAUGAGUGCGGUGGGGAUUACAGAGAACGUCAAGGGAGAUGUGAAAAAGUUUGAGAUCUGGUACAGUGGCAGGGAGGAGGUGUACUUAGUUCAGGCCCCCACAGUGGAGGUUAAGAUGGCUUGGCUCAAUGAUCUGCGAAGGAUCCUCACCAACCAGCAGAAACUCCUUAAAGGUUUUGGAUGUCACUCACAUCACUCUCCAAAGCACAGCCAACAAAGAGUUGGUUUAAUUCAUCUCAGACAUCCUCUCUCUGGUUCUCUUUUUCUCUCAGAUGAGCAUUGUGUCAACAACCAGAUGCCAGAACACAUUCAACUGUCUCCGCCCUUGUCUGAGAGCAAACAGCAGAGGGCGUCGAUCAGCUCCGAGGACACUGAGUCAGGGAGGAGCAGUCCAGACCCCCAGUCCCACUCCCCUCAACACCGGCGCAACCGACGCAGCUGGCCCGGUGCACCUCACUCAGUAGACAUCUGUGAGGGUCUGGAGGAGUGGGGUGGAGGUGAGGACCCCUCUCAGCCUUCAGACACCGAGGAGGAGGACGCUGCUCAGCUGGCUCCAGGCAGAUAUAAGGCCUUGGCUGAAUGUUCACGAUACGGCCCAGAUGACCUCACCAUCAAGAUGGGUGAUGUCAUCCAGCUGCAGCACGAGGACAGCGAAGGCCACUGGCUGGUGAAGAACCUGAGUCGCAGACAGGAGGGUAUCAUCCCAGUCCCCAACCUGCACAUGAUUCUGGGAAACGGCAGUAGAGGACAGUCCACCAGACUAGGAGGUAAGGUUAGUGUUACAGUACAGAGGAAUAGGUUUCUAAAGCCAUUUGUACUCUCAAUCCUCCUCUCUGACAUGUAGCUCAUUAGAUGGGUUUCUUUGAAUCAUUUGUGUCUCCUAUCUUUUAUGCAGAUCCAGGGAAUCUGAAGGCCAGAAAGCUCAGCUCCCCUUAGAGGGAAAAUGCUGUCUUCAAGUGCUCUUGGGACCUGGGAAAGUGGUUAGUCGGAACCUCGUAUUCCCCACUUCAGAGGAGCAUUGGAAGGCAGCAACACCUUUUGUUGGACCUUUACAAAGAUUGACAGACUGAAAAGACAGACUGUUUUCCAUUAGACAUUGUGAGGUCAUGACUGAUGGAAUAUCUUAAACUCUGCUUCCUCAAAGUGCUCUGAUUGGCCACGAUUAGAGACAACUAGCCAAUUUAAGAAGGACGUAGGAGUUUUAGGUCUGGGUUUUUGAUUGACAUUUUUCUGGGCCAGUAACAUGAGGACCUGUUUUUUUUUUGGCCCACCAUGAUGGACAGUGGACACACUUUAUGAAUGUUACCCUCCAAACACUUUAGACAGCACAGGGUUCUACCAGCACAAAGGCACACGGUUUGGUGAAGGACAAGGGACAUGUGAAAAGGUUUGGGACUUAAAAUUCAAUCCCCCACUUCCUCUUAGACCCAGCCAAUGGGCUUUUCUGUUGGGCUGCUGUAGCUGGAUUACAUCCAUGGACUCUCGCUCUCUGGGGGAUUCUUAACCGUCAUUGCUAAUCAGUGAGAAUGCAGUUGGUGUUUGUACGUUUAUGUGUGUUCUUAUGCGUCAUAAUAAUCCGGGUUUUCGCCUGAAACAUUUCUUAAAAAGAGACUUUUGUACAUAGCUAUGUAAUUAAUUUUGGAUGUGUAUACUUGAAUGUUGGUCUAUUGUUUGUUGAUGUUCAUUUAUUCUACAUGCUCAUGUUGUUUAGGUAUCCAUCCUGUCUUAUUCCUUAAGGCACCCUUCUCUUAGCUCUCCAAGCUUGAAAUGCCAAAACGUGCCGUGCCAUAAUGCCUUUUUAUUCCUGCAAUGUUGGAAUCGAGCUCCUCUUUGAUAAAUGUACUGUUUGCUCCGCAAUAUCAAACGCAGUCUUGCUUCUACCUCACAUCAGACCUAUACUCAACUGGCACUUUAUUAAUGCUUAUAAGCGAAAUGCAAGCUGAAAGAAAACAAGCUGAAAGCUUUACUAUAUUUUCAAAGGCUCUAGAGAAAUUGAGCUCUCCAUGAACGCAAUACCUCCGUCAUAUUUUCCUGAUUCAUACCUAUUAUUUUUCCAUUUUAUUUCCGAGGCUCAGUGUGUGUCAAUGGCGAGGAGACACACCGCCCCAAUAUACAUAAAGUUGUUAAAAUGUCACGGAUGGUAAAUUCCCGACAUCUUGUGAGGUGAUGGGGACUGAUAGAAGGGUACUCCUCAGGUCUAUAGUGAUAUGGGGGAAGAGCUACUACCUGCGUGGCGCCAGCAAAGACUGAUGUCAUUCUCCCCAGGAUUUCACUCUAUCUGUCUCCCCGGUGUGACAGCACAAAAUGGAGCGAGAGAGAGGAAGAAAUGUGCCACUCUCUCUUCCUCUACUCGUCUCCUCCACGGCCUUGCAAUUAAUCUUAGGCUUCCCAUUAAACAGGAUCAUACAGCAAACAUGAAAUAUACCCGCUAUGUCGAACGCUUAAUUAAAUAUUGAUUGCGGACUUAUAUGAAUUUACUACAUCAAAUCAAGGCCCCAGUCGGAGGCUUGCCUUUCAUAUGCUGCAUUUGAUGUGGAAAUGAGCCAGGAAAACAGCGGGAGCACAGCGCCACACUACUAAUGUCUUCUUAUUAAUUCAUUAAUUAAUUUUGCUAUCAAGUUGUUCCUUCGCGGCGGUAAGCAGCUGUGCAGCCCAGUAAAAUUGUCUAUCUACCCUUAACGGAGGCCUGCUUGACUGCUGCGCGUCGCAUCAAUGGGUUUCUCUCCUCAUAUGGCAGAAUUAGCUGGGUUUUCUUUUUUUUGGGCUCCAAAAUGCUGCACAUUUUGCACUGAACUGUGAUGUUCAAAAAUAGAGACAGAAAUAUGCUUGAAAAUGCUGUGCGUCUUUGACAAGCGCUGUAAGCUUGUUGCUAAGUGUUUCUCAUAAGAGAACAUAGCAUGGCUAACUGAAUAUUGACCGAACAUGGCAGGUUUCAGGUUUUUAUUAUUGUUCUUCAGUCAUCGUUGUUGAUUGGCUGCUUUUUUUAUACAGCUUCAGUAUUGUAUAUAGACCAAAUAAAGUAUUUAUUGAAAUAAUACAGGUUUCUUCUGCGCCUUAGAGUUUAAUGUUUUUUUUCUAUAUUAGAAUACAAUAAAGCAGUGU